AAACAGUGCUUUCGAUUUUACUUGCCCAAACUUGCAAUCAAAUCAAAAGAUUAACAGUCUUGAAGCUUGAUUUCAGCAGUCCCACCAGCUCUAGCAAGCCAGAACCAAACCCCUCUCCUCCCGCUAAUCUCGGCCCCUUUUCUUCCGCAUUCCCAUUGUCUCUCUCUCUGCCUUUUUAUGUCAGAAAACCCAAUCUUGGGCUAAUCCUUCAAAGCCUCGAAACCCAGCCCCCAUUCUCACCAUGUCUAUCCUCUUCCUCCUCCUUUUCUUCCCUUUGCUCCUCCCUCCUUCCUUGUCUCUCCCUUACCCUUACAAUGCCAGCUACCACAUUGACUGCGGGGGCCUCACUCCUUCCACCGACUCCUACAACACCUCCUGGUUGGCCGACGAGUUCUUCACGGGCGGUUCCACCUCCGUGGUCUCCGAGCCACUCCACUUCCAUCUCCCGCAGGAGAAGACUCUCCGUUACUUCCCGCUUUCCUCGGGCAAGAAGAAUUGCUACAACAUCCCUGUCCCGCCUGGUCGUUACUACGUCCGGACGUUCACUGUUUACGACAACUACGACGGUAAAUCCCAUUCCCCUUCCUUCGACGCUUCCGUCGAGGGCACUCUCGUUUUUUCCUGGCGCUCGCCUUGGGUCGAAAAUCUAGCUCGCGAUGGCGCUUACUCCGAUCUCUUCGCUUUCGUCAAAGACCGUCAGCUGGAUUUCUGUUUUUACAGCAUUGCCACUGACGCUCCCGUCAUCGGCUCCCUCGAAGUCGUCCAGAUCGAUCCUUUGUCUUACAACUCCCCCGAAACCGGAGACAGUUACAUUCUAGUCAACUACGGGCGACUCUCUCCCGGGUCACCACAAUGGGGACCCGGUUUCACCUCCGACCCGGACCCCUUCGGCCGCUCCUGGCAAUCCGAUGCUGAUUACAGAAACGCGAAUUCAGCGUCAGCUAGAGUUAUAACCACUAAAGAAAAAAUAACCGGUACGGAGCAGGCACCGAAUUACUUUCCGAUGAAAUUGUACCAAUCGGCGGUGACAAUUGGUGGGGGUUUGGAAUACGAGUUAGAUGUGGAUGCGAAGCUUGAUUACUUGGUGUGGUUUCAUUUUGCGGAGAUUGACUCGACGGUUAAAAAAGCAGGGGAGAGGGUGUUCGAUGUGCUGGUCAACGAGAAGAAUGUGAGUAGAGUGGAUAUAUACAAGGAAGUGGGGAGCUUUGCAGCAUACAGCUUGAAUUAUACAGAGAAGAAUUUGAGUAGUUCUGUGUUGAAUGUGAAGUUGGUGCCUGUGAUAGGGGCUCCGUUGAUCAGUGGACUUGAGAAUUACGCCAUGGUUCCAGCUGAUUUGUCCACGGUUCCCGAGCAGGUGAUUGCAAUGAGAGCAUUGAAAGAUUCGCUCCAUGUUCCUGAUCGAAUGGGUUGGAAUGGUGAUCCUUGUGCUCCUACUGAUUGGGAUGCUUGGGAGGGAGUUACAUGUCAUGCUGACAAGAAUGGAACAGGCCUUGUCAUAACUCAAAUAGAUCUUGGAAGUCAAGGCUUGAAGGGGUAUAUCAGUGACCAAAUUAGUCUUUUGUCAAACUUGAUCAACUUGAACUUAAGUGCUAAUGCUUUAGAGGGCACUCUACCGAUCGGGCUUGGUCAAAAAUCCCUUGCACGACUGGAUUUGUCAAACAAUCAAUUCUCAGGUUCCAUACCAGAAAGUUUAACGUCUUCAAAUCUGCAGCUUGUGCGACUUAAUAAUAACUUAUUGGAAGGGCGAGUACCUGAAGAACUUUAUUCUGUCGGUGUGCAUGGUGGAACCAUUGAUCUCUCUGGUAACAAAGGCUUGUGUGGGGUACCUUCUUUACCGGAUUGUCCUCUGUUUUGGGAGAAUGGCCACUUAUCUAGGGGUGGCAAAAUUGCAAUAGGCUUAUCAUGCUUCAUUUUCGUUUUUCUGCUCCUAUUGGUGAUCUACAUAUUUUGUAUCAGGAGGGGUAAAAAUGAUUAUGAUUUUGGUCUACCUUCAGAUUUAAUGUCACUUGCUGCUAAGAGGAACCGGUAUCAAAGACAAAAGUCCUUGAUGCUUCUUGAAAUGGAGAGCCAACAUGCCAAAGGAUUGCCAUCACUUCCUCUCAAUCCUCAUUAGUAGAGUCUUCUUGAAAAGGAGAGUACUGAUUUUGAUAGUUGUCCACUCACCAAGAGGGCAUAGAGGGGACCAUGAAUGCAAUUAUAGAGGAUACCAUAAAAGAUGUCAAAUGCUGUGCUUCAUAAAAAGGAGUUCCUGAGUUGGGCUUCAUUCAACAAUUUGAACCAAAUGGGGUCUUCGAAAGUCUCAUUCUACGGUAAAAUGCAAUGUAUCUCAUUCUUUUUUUUCUCACUGAUAAACAAAGGGAUAAGGUCACUGAUGUACCAUAACCCAUUUUGUGACAUUUGGUGAGCAUAGAUCAUAAAUCCACACUUCAAUUAUGUAAAUGACACCACUAAUGUAUACCAUGAGGUCCCAGGUUUGUUACUGCUGCCUGAUCAACUGUUAGCUGAUUCUUAUCACAAUACUAUACAUCAACUCUCUCACCUUUGGAUAUGUAUUGUUUCAUAAGCUGAAUGUUUUGUGCAUUCAUUGUAAAAUAUCAACAAACUUCUACAUGUUGUUUCA
Messenger RNA from Theobroma cacao (cacao), 2620 nucleotides. Its product is annotated as Di-glucose binding protein with Leucine-rich repeat domain-containing protein. NCBI's taxonomy places the organism in Eukaryota, Viridiplantae, Streptophyta, Magnoliopsida, Malvales, Malvaceae. The record is from RefSeq and is a predicted model, not a curated record. Gene Ontology annotation, molecular function: protein binding.